Messenger RNA from Phragmites australis (common reed), 1722 nucleotides. RefSeq names its product mitogen-activated protein kinase 6-like. Lineage: Eukaryota; Viridiplantae; Streptophyta; Magnoliopsida; Poales; Poaceae. The record is from RefSeq and is a predicted model, not a curated record. Gene Ontology annotation, molecular function: MAP kinase activity; ATP binding. The coding region runs from base 219 to 1334 and encodes 371 amino acids. Gene Ontology annotation, biological process: protein phosphorylation; intracellular signal transduction. The transcript has 7 exons. Gene Ontology annotation, cellular component: nucleus; cytoplasm.
AUCCGUGUCCGCGCGGCGCAGGGCCUCUCCUUCCUCGGCCCGCUCGCCCAUCCAUCACUCCUCCGGUCCUCCCCUCCCCGGUCGCCGCCGAGUCAAAAAGGGGGAAGCUUCUCCCACCAGAGUCCCCGACCCAUCAACAACUAGUCGCUGGUCAAGCAGCACCAACUCUAUCCUGCUCCUCCCACUUCGCGAGCGGCGAGGAGGAAGGGGAAGAAGCCAUGGAUUCCUCCGGAGGCGGCGGCGCGCAGAUCAAGGGGAUGGCGACGCACGGAGGCCGCUACGUGCUGUACAACAUGUACGGCAACCUCUUCGAGGUCUCCUCCAAGUACGCCCCGCCCAUCCGCCCCCUCGGCCGCGGCGCCUACGGCAUUGUCUGCGCGGCUGUUAACUCGGAGACAGGGGAGGAGGUUGCGAUCAAGAAGAUCGGCAAUGCGUUCGACAACCACAUAGAUGCCAAGCGAACGUUGAGAGAAAUAAAGCUGCUUCGCCACAUGGACCAUGAGAACAUCCUUGCUAUAAAGGACAUAAUACGGCCCCCAACUAGAGAAAACUUUAAUGACGUGUACAUUGUUACUGAGUUAAUGGAUACAGAUCUCCAUCAGAUUGUACGCUCGAAUCAGCCAUUGACUGAUGAUCAUUGCCAGUACUUCUUGUAUCAGUUGCUACGAGGGCUAAAAUAUGUGCACUCAGCAAAUAUAUUGCACCGCGAUCUAAAGCCAAGCAAUUUGUUCCUAAACGCAAAUUGUGACCUCAAGAUCGCAGAUUUUGGGCUCGCAAGGACCACUUCGGAGACAGAUCUCAUGACAGAAUAUGUGGUCACUCGUUGGUACCGGGCACCAGAGUUGCUGUUGAACUGUUCACAGUAUACUGCUGCCAUUGAUGUUUGGUCAGUUGGAUGCAUACUUGGUGAAAUUGUUACUCGCCAACCCCUGUUUCCUGGAAGGGAUUACAUCCAACAAUUAAAAUUGAUCACUGAGCUCAUAGGGUCACCAGACGAUGCAAGCCUGGGUUUUCUUCGAAGUGAUAAUGCUCGAAGAUACAUGAGACAACUGCCACAGUUUCCAAGGCAGGACUUUCGUUUGCGCUUCUGCAACAUGUCUACUGGUGCAGUCGAUUUGUUAGAGAGAAUGCUUGUGUUUGAUCCAAGCAGACGGAUCACUGUUGAUGAGGCUCUGCAUCACCCCUACUUGGCUUCUCUUCAUGACAUCAACGAAGAACCCACCUGCCCUGCACCCUUCAGCUUUGAUUUUGAGCAACCAUCCUUUACAGAAGCGCAUAUAAAAGAACUCAUCUGGAGGGAAUCUCUAGCAUUUAAUCCAGAUCCUCCCUACUAAGAGGUAAGAUGUUGAGAGUCCUACAUGCCCCUUUUUUUGGCUUUGGGUGAAUGCAGAAUAAUUUACCAGCUGAAGGCAUCUGAAGAUCUCUAGCGCCAGCCGACUCGAAACUUUUUUUCUCGUGCAUCAGUUAUAUUUACGCUGCUUGUUGGACAAACGGGAAUGGAUUAUUGUUGCCGUAGCAAAUUCUCCUUGAGGCCUGUGAGAAGAAACAACUUUUGUAUUCCUUUUCAGAUGGCCUGCACCCUGGCUUGUAUUAUUAUACAGCUUGAUUUCAUAAACUAUUCUUAUGUAUCUAAGCUUGUAAUUUUCUAGACAAUUACUUGAACAGCCCGUGUAUAUCUGAGUUGACAUCUAUUCUCAAUUGUAUCAUCUCAAACAUGUUAAA